This is a messenger RNA of Prunus armeniaca (apricot), 558 nucleotides long. The record is from the annotation of a GenBank genome assembly. Lineage: Eukaryota; Viridiplantae; Streptophyta; Magnoliopsida; Rosales; Rosaceae.
AUGGAGAGGAGAAACAGAGACGACAAGAUGGGCGGACCGGGUCCCCAGAACCAAGCCCAGACCCGAGGUCCACCCGGCAGACCCCUCCCUCCUCCUCCUCCUCACUCUAGGGGUCCACCGCCCCCGCCCCCUCCCCGCCCCGAGCCCGUCGACCGUGAAAAGACUUGCCCUUUGUUGCUUCGGGUUUUCACUAAGAUUGGAAGCCAUCAUAAUAAUGAGGAUUUUGCAGUCAGAGGCAAGGAACCCAAAGAUGAGGUUCAAAUUUAUACAUGGAAAGACGCGACACUUCGCGAGCUAACUGAUCUUGUCAAAGAGAUUGCUCCAGAGGCUAGGAGAAGAAAUGCAAAACUUUCUUUUGCUUUUGUAUACCCUGACAGGCGUGGUCAUUUUGUGGUGAAAACGGUUGGGAUGACACAUUCUUAUGGAAAUGGUAGAAAUCCGGAUGAGAACAAGGCAUUGAAUGAUUUUAACUUCCAGAUGUGGCGGUCCUAUAGAGAUGAUGGUGGUUGCUGCAUCAGCUGUGAAGCUUUUAUAAUGGCAGCAUCUCAGAUGGAUUGA